Molecule: messenger RNA, 728 nt
Organism: Macadamia integrifolia
Lineage: Eukaryota; Viridiplantae; Streptophyta; Magnoliopsida; Proteales; Proteaceae
Product: zinc finger protein 593
Exons: 3
Coding region: 181-540 (119 amino acids)
Molecular function (GO): nucleic acid binding; zinc ion binding
Source: RefSeq, a predicted model, not a curated record
GGCCAUUCGUCCAAUGAACUCUUAUGCUUUCGUCGGCUUACCUAUGUAACUAUGCUAGGGUUUAGCUGAACUGAGUUUGAGACUUCCAGACUUAUCGAGGGAGAAAAAUACAAGAGAGAGGAAACCAAAAUUUCCUUUCCUCCUUACUCACACCGCGCAAAAGGAAUCCCGGAGGAAAUCAUGGGCGGCAAAUGUCCUCACAGGAAGGUAAAGAAGAGAAGGCUUUCUCACAAAACUGCUCGCCGAACCAAGUUCCUCGUUAAAGGCGACGAUGCGGUGUAUCAAGAGCUUCAGAAGCCAGAUGCGGAGUACAAACCUUUGCCCGUCGAUGAAGAUCUCCCUGGGAUGGGUCAGUUCUAUUGUAUGCACUGCGACCGGUACUUUUCAACUGUCUCUGUAAGGGAUGAGCACUUCAAAACAAAACGUCACAAGAAACGUGUGAAACAGAUGAUGGGACCUGCACCUCAUACCCAACUAGAUGCGGACUUAGCUGCCGGGAUGGGAAUGCCUGACAAUGGUCCAAAGCUGAUGCCGAUGUGAGCGACUUAAUUUUGGUUCUCAUGGAAUUUUUUUAUGUUAGGUAGUUUUAGUUCAGCAGUUGACUUCCAUAGAAAAAUCAUUUGUUUGAAGAUAUUUGGCUGUUGUAAUAGUCCUUUUGUACACUCAGCAAUGCUUGUUAAGGGUUCUGUGAUGGUUCCUUGGAUCAAUAACUUGUCUUGUUUUUAGCA